Messenger RNA from Colias croceus (clouded yellow), 1831 nucleotides. RefSeq names its product serine protease gd-like. Bases 103 to 1752 code for a protein of 549 amino acids. NCBI's taxonomy places the organism in Eukaryota, Metazoa, Arthropoda, Insecta, Lepidoptera, Pieridae. Gene Ontology annotation, molecular function: serine-type endopeptidase activity. The record is from RefSeq and is a predicted model, not a curated record. Gene Ontology annotation, biological process: proteolysis. The transcript is spliced from 9 exons.
UGAUGUCCAGUGUGAAUCCGACGAAGGCCUUGAAAACACGUCUAGUUGUUUUAAUAAAAAAGCUUAAAAUGAUACGCAUUUUAUAAACUUAAGACAAUAAAGAUGACGCGUUUGUGGUUUAGUGUAUUUUUCACAGUGCUCUUGGAAUAUUUUACGGUUUGUGGCCAAUAUGUUCAGUCCCCGUGCCCUGAAAUAUUUGAUUACAAGUCGGAUCAUACAGGGAUCUAUGGAAUAAUCCAUUUGCAGCCUUUUGGAUAUGUGACUUCUAUUAUAUUAAGGGCAAAUUUCACCGUAGCUACAAGACUGCCCACUAGUUACGUUGGCAGCAUACAGCUGCUGUACCCAGAGCGUAAUGUGCUACAAGAUUUCAACCGCGGGGCACCUAUAGAUUACCGCGUAAAUUUUCCCGUUAGCUCGCCUGUGCCCCGUCUGACAGGACUCUCAGCGAACGAUAACCUGAUCUGCUAUGGGAUUGGUGAUAGCCCUGGUCAUGGGCGGUAUGUGACUAUGAUAAGCCUGCAACACGCAUUGUACCUUCGCAACGAUUUCAAUGGCGUUUAUGACCCCCAAAUUCCAGGUAGCCAAUUCCACAUUGAAAAAAUCAAUCAACUGAAUCCGAAUUCGGAAUUCGAGAUAUACAAAAUUUCACAACAGACACCCGUAUAUAAGCCACAGCCUCCUCCACCACGGCGUCCAGAAAUAAUAAUCGCAGAAGUGAUUACGAAGAGACCUCAAAUUCCGCCACCGCCUCCACCGAACAGAGGCCCAGAAUAUGAAAUUUAUGAAGUACCUCCCUUUACAAAUGAGCAACAAUUCGAUAGACCUAUAGUGAUACCGCCAAAACGUACGGACCGCCCGGAAGUUAAACCAACUACCACUACUACCACUACGGAAGCGCCCAGGACACCUCCAAGUCCAGAACCUUUAAACAUCGAAACAUCGUCACAUUAUGAUAAAUGUGGAGUGACGUCAGAAAACGUAACUCCCUUGAUAUUCCAGGGCAAUACCUACGAGAGAGGUGACUGGCCGUGGUUGGUUGCCAUCUACAGGAAAAGGACAAGCAGUUUGAGUUACAUCUGCUCUGGAACUUUAAUUUCGGAUCAACAUAUUGUUACAGCGGCGCAUUGCAUGCAGGGGAAGAACUCAAUCACAUCCAUAAAGGACAUAGUUGUGAAGGUCGGCGUGUACAAUCUAGAAGACUGGGGUGAUGACAUCACCGUAACAGUGAAGUUGAGCAGUGCUGCCAUACACGAAUCUUAUAAUGCCACUAAUUUAGCAAAUGACAUCCUCGUGAUGACUUUAGAAAGGCCAGUGAAUUUUAACUCUAAUAUUAUUCCGGCGUGCCUCUGGACCGGCAACGCGGACUUGAAUCGGAUCGUGGGCACUACUGGCGUGGUAACAGGUUGGGGAACAUCAGAACUGGGUUCAGGCGGUUCCGGGGAACCCCGUAUGGUACGAAUGCCGGUUGUUAGCACCAAAGAGUGUAGAGCUAGCAAGCCCGAAUUCCAUAGACUAACGUCGCAUAAAACAUUAUGUGCAGGUGAUAGAAAAGGAGCUGGCCCAUGCUUAGGAGAUUCAGGAGGCGGACUUUACAUACUCGACAACGGCCGAUGGAGAUUACGAGGUGUGGUCUCAUUAUCCCUUGUAUCUCAGAACGGGGACCACACUUGUAAUCUAAACGAAUACGUUGUAUUUACUGACGCUGCUCAAUAUAUACCGUGGAUUAAGGAGAAGAUGAGGGAGAAUUCAUAGUUAGGGAAUACCUAUUGUAUAAGCUAAUAUUACAUUUUUGUACAUGACAAAUAAAAUUUAAUUUAUAUGAACUUUUUUA